Messenger RNA from Morone saxatilis (striped sea-bass), 2961 nucleotides. RefSeq names its product peripheral myelin protein 22b (gene pmp22b). Bases 172 to 645 code for a protein of 157 amino acids. The record is from RefSeq and is a predicted model, not a curated record. Gene Ontology annotation, cellular component: plasma membrane. Lineage: Eukaryota; Metazoa; Chordata; Actinopteri; Moronidae. The transcript has 5 exons.
ACUUUAUAACAGAACGUCAGCCCUGGCAUCAAUCUAGUCUGAGAGCGACUUUUAGGACUGAGGAACUACCGCUGUUGGACUCUUUUGGGAAAAACUUGCUUUUGCUUCUUGCGAGCCUGAAUCUCUUUUUUUGUGGAAAUACAAGCUCCCUGCUCUAAAUCAUCCGAGAAGAUGCUGCUCCUACUACUGGGAAUCAUCCUCCUGCACGUCGCUGCUCUGGUUCUCCUGUUUGUGUCAACAAUAGUCAGCGUAUGGACAUCAAGUGAAGCUGGCACCUCAGACCUCUGGUUUAACUGCUCUGCUACCAAUGGAGGAUACCACUGUCUCCCAGGAUCAACUGGAGAGUGGAUUCAGGCGGUCCAGGCACUUAUGAUCCUAUCCAUCAUCUUCAGCUGCCUUUCCCUCUUCCUCUUCUUCUGCCAGCUCUUCACUUUGCAGAAGGGUGGACGCUUCUUCCUCACUGGAACCUUCCAGAUCCUUGCCAGUUUGUUUGUGAUGAGCGGCGCCGUCAUCUACACGGUGAUGAGUCCGGAGUGGGUGUCGGAGACAUACGGCUUCGGCUACUCCUACAUCCUGGCGUGGGUUGCCUUCCCUUUGGCGUUGAUCAGCGGACUCAUCUAUGUCAUCUUAAGGAAGCGAGAAUGAGCCAUCACUCCACCCCAGUGUUCCCAGUAACCCCCUGCUGCAAGUGUCACCAGUCCCCCUCUGAAGUAUAAGUUCUGAUGCCUGAGUACCAAUGGCCAAUGGAGCCACCAGGCCAAUACACCAAGAUCACAGCGAGGGGGGGUAAUACCAAAAAUCUACAUGCAAACCAACACAAAAACAACCAAUACUGUCUCAGUUAAAAGAUGUAUAUAGUAUCUAUGGUUUAAAACCUAUUUAUAACACUUUUUACAUAUAUGUACAUAGUUUUUGUGUUGCUCUGUCAACGGAUACUCGUAUGAGCUUUGUUUUAGCUGAUUAAGUGCCUUGUGUUUGUUUGUAAUGAUGAAAUAAUUAGAUGCUAUUUUUGUUGUGUUUUCAUUUUUUUGUUGCCUUUUUUGUUUUGGUAAUUGCCAAAGAGAAAGAAUUAGUAAAAAAGAAAAAAAGUUUCCUUGAAGUAUAUUAACCAAAGUGCAUGUAUAAAAAUAGAAGGGUUAGAAGAAGAGGAUCUUUUGAUGGGCUUGCUUUACAAAAAGAGUGGUAACAUCCAAGAUUGUAGCAUAGCCAUGAACUAUAGAUUUGGUCCUGUUCUAUUUGUGAAUUUGCAAGUUUUAAUGUUUUUAUUUUCGGUAUUUUUCUAUUUCUUAUUUUCAACAAAAGAUGGUGCUAUGUAUUUAUCAUUCCUAUUACUGAUAGCAAUCAUUUACAACAGAGUUACUUUGUUAUUGUUUAGAGUCAAAACAGCUUGCCAUGAAUUAAAGUGAGAAUCAGACAGAGGUACACAUGUACAUACAGUGCCUGACUGCUUCUUUAGGGAACACAGCCUAUUUCACAUUGCAGUGCCUGAUUUUUUUUUUUUCAUCAGCUACUGUAAAAAAAAAAAAUUGAGUUUGGAGUGGUAUAUUGAUGAAGUCAAAAGUCAUUUGGAAUGUCAGUAUUAUUCUGAAAGUUUGUGUUGGAGUUGGAUCACAGUGAAAUUACUUUAUAUAAGCUUUAUUUAUUUGCCUUCCUUUUCUCUCAUUCUAAUGUGUGUUCACCUCAUGUGUAUGGCUGUUGAAGUCUUGAGAAGCCGAAUUGCCGAUUUAGAAGAAUGCCAUAAAAAAAAAUAACACCGUGGGGCAUUAAGAAGAAAAGUAUACAUUUAACAUUACUAGAAACAAAUGCCACCAAUUCGAAGCCAUAUAAGAUAUAAACACCAGAUGACAGGAAAAACAUAUUUAGUAUUAACUCUAUAUGUGAGAAAAAGGACAAAAAGGUUUGCAGUGGUGAUACAGAUGUCUGUUUCACAUACUUGAAGUUUGACAUGCUGCAGUCUCUGCCCACUGACACCUAGAUGUUUUGCCCUUCUACUGUAUAAAACACUGUUUCUAUGUUGUGCAUAACAGAUGUUUAUGACAGUCUAGCCUAAAACACUCACUUACUCAAUAAAACUACUCUCACAUUAUCUAAUACUGUGUAUUCCACUGUUACAAGGGACUGGAUUCACGCUAAUACUUGCAUGUGGAGCUAGAAAUUACAUAAUGCAGAAUUUCAACUAAAGUUUCCUAGGCUGUUAUGCUGUCUGCCUGUAAACUCUGAAACACACAUCUCUGCACUACAAAAGCAUCAUGUGGAAAAACUCUCAGUAAAUGGGAAUAGACACUAAAAUUAAAGCAAAUUCUGAACCAUUUGUGACGAUGAAUCUGUUAUGAUGGACAGUAGCUGCAUGUUCACAUGCUAAGAGACAAAGAGAUCAGCAUAUGAAAUGCAGCGUGCAGCAUGUAAAUUCCUGUUUACAGUCAAGCCAAGCAAGUCUACCUUACAGUAUGAUAUCAUACGCUGGUAGAUCAAAUAAACUGCCCUGUGCAUGUGGUUGCAAAGGCUGUAUGUGACUAGUGUUACACGCACUGUGGCAAAGGCACGGUGGUUUGCACCCAACACCAGAUAUCCAAAACAUGCAGCUAGUGUUUCAGUGUCAACAGUGUCUCUCCUAGCAUUGGAUAUAAGAAGAGUUGUCUUGAACACUGUAAGCAAGGAUCUGUCCUCCACUUCACAUCCCUGUGAAAUCGUGCAGCUUUCCAAAACAGAGCUGUGUUGUGGUGGAUUAAAGUAUUUAAUUCAGAGUUUACACUAACUAGUCUGCUGUGGUUUUUCAGCAUGAUGCUCAUUAUUGGGUUCAGUUAGAAGAGACUGCCUCUAAUGACAACUGCCCGGCUAUUUUGUGUAAAACGACAGCGUUCAAUUGUCUUUGCCAUGUUUACACCUAAAUUUCCAAAUGCUCUUGUUAUUACAAAAAAUACUUUGAGUUUAAUCAUUAAAGGAUGUUUCUUACCACCACAA